This is a messenger RNA of Erythranthe guttata (spotted monkey flower), 1009 nucleotides long. NCBI's taxonomy places the organism in Eukaryota, Viridiplantae, Streptophyta, Magnoliopsida, Lamiales, Phrymaceae. The record is from RefSeq and is a predicted model, not a curated record.
UGUAUAUAAUAAUUCUAUUGCAGAAAGUCGCGUGUUUAUUGGAACUUAGAGAGAGAGAGAGAGAGAGAGAGAGGGGUUUCAUUCAAGGUUCUUUCCCACGCGCGCACACGCACGUACCCUCGUCAGUGUUGCAGAGAAAUUCAGUCGCAUAUAGACGGCGUCGUUCCUUUUGAUCUGAUUGGACGAACGCUGUUCCUCAAUUGAGAUGAAGAUGAUGUAUCUCUAGACAGAGAUUUGAGCUUUGCUCGCUGUUGGGUUAUCGAUUUGCCUGGUUUUCCUCGCGUUCAAAGAAUUAUUUAUACUGCCCACCAGUUGUCUGCAGUUUUGUCCGUCCAGAUUGAUAGCGCUUAAAUGAUUGAUAUGACUGAAAGACAUCAGCUUGAUACUGAUCCACAAGUGCAGCCUUCUAAGGAGGACAUGAUCUCCUAUGUGAUGGCAUUGGAGGCUGCUCUGUUGCCUUGCUUGCCUGCUAGAGAACUUCAGGCAAUCGAUCGUUCUCCCCAUCCUUCUCAUCAGAUUGAUGUUGAGAGACAUGCUAGAGAUUUCAUGGACGCAGCCAAAAAGCUUCAGCUCUAUUUCAUUGGCUUACAACGAGAGGACCAACCUACAAGAGCAGAAACCCUUCGGAAGGAGAUUGCUAUGAUGGAAGAAGAGUUGAAAGUAAAGAGUGAGCUUAUCAGUAAGCAAGAGAAGCUGAUUCAAGGAUGGGAAAUAGAGUUGAAAGACCAAUUAGACAAACACAAUAUCGAGUUGGAGAAAGUGUAAUAGAUUGAACAGACUUUAUAUUUUGGUGUUAUGUGAAAUUGUGAAUUUUUCCGUCCCUUGUUUUGCAAAUGGUAAAUUAUGGAAUUGUUGCUAUCUUUUUUAUUUUUAAAAAUAUUUAGACAUUUACUGUCACAACGUAUGGCAACCAGCAUCGACCUCUUGUGAGGGUAGUGUCGGUAUUGGAAAUAUGUAAUGUAAUGUAAUUUCAUCAGGUUUAUACAUGAAAUUGUGGUGUAGUUAUAUA